GCCCAACAGCCCAGACCACAAAGAGCAGCACUCGCAGUCGCACCACCGAUCCACAAUCCACGAUCCACCGAUCCACGAUUGCUGUUUCUUUUUCGACCCAGCAGACAAAUUUUUUUUUCGGCCGUUUACUUUUUGGCCAAAACGCCACUCCCGCCCACACACACACGCGCCCACUUCCCGCUCACACACACACACACUAACGCGCGCGCGACAGAGACAGCAUGAGGCAGCCCAGUAGACAGCACUUCCUGGCGAUCCUCGUCCUCGGCAGCGCCGCCUGCCUGAUCAGCGCCGUACCGCUCCCCCAGCCGCAGCCCGCCGGCAACCAGGAGCUGGACGUCCUGCAGAUCCCGCUGGCCAACGGCAAGGAAAUCGAUGUCUUGACAUUGGGCGCCAAAGACCAAGAAACAUUGAUAGCCGAUCGCAACAAACGAACGAUUGGACUGCUGCGCGAACUGUUCCCCGACAUCACCAAGAAUGGAGCCACCGAUACCCAGAUCGACUUGUCGGCCAUCAACAAGCAAUUGGAGGAGACGAUCCGAGUGGCCCGUCAGGUGAAGGAGGCGGAAGCAGCCGCCGCCGCCGUGGCCGCCCAAUCCCUGUCCCCAUCCUCCGCAUCCGCCUCCUCGCCGAUCGCCCAGGCGCCCAUUCCCCUGAAAUCCAACGAGCCCAUCCAGCUGAGCUUCAACAACGAACUGCCCAGUGUCUCGACCUCUGCCGGUGUGAAUGAGAAGGCCUUGAGCACCAACGAUCUGCAGCUUUCCGAGUCCAAGUCGCCGGCGAUCGAUGAGCUGACCCUCGACUCCGCGGAGGAGACAGCCGACCUGGACGAUCGCAACAAGAGGUUCCUCAGCUUCGGCGGUGCGGGUCUCGCCGGUGGCUCAAGCGGCGGAGCAGGUGGUUCGCCCAGUGGCAAUGCCCUGGGAGCCGGAGGCUCUGGCAACUUUCUGCUGGACGUGGUGAGGCUCUUCUCGGGCAGCGUUCAGACCCAGCAGGGCGACGAGGCGGCCAACUCGGUGGGCGGUGGAGUCAGUAGCAGUGGAAGUUUGGGCGGCGACGGUGACGCGGAUGGCGACAGCACCCGCAACGCCGACGGCUACACCGAGGGCAUUCCCGGCCCAGUCACGCGCCUCGUGGUCCUGGCCAACCGCGGUCUGGCCAAUCUGGUCCAGGACUUGAUACUGCGCGUUGCGGCCACCAGCGAGAAGUUCGUGAACUUCAAGGCCAAGCUGAUAACGGCGCUGAUCUAAGGUCAAGGGUCAGCACCGGCCACGCCCUGCCCGAAUUAGUCAAGUCACCAACCUGUACAGAGUCAAAUGCAGCAGAUCACCCCUCUAUCUCGCUCCCUCCCCCCGGAACGUCUGUCUCUAUCUCUCUCUGUCUCUACCGCCCCUCCCCCCAAAAAACCACCUCCUCCACCCCCUCACACCCACACACACACACGCCCACUCACUCACACGGAGACAAUUUUGUUGUGCAUCAUUCGAUCAAAGAAAGUUCCCGGCAAUUCCAACAUUUUUUCUAAAUCUUUAGCCAAUUUUUUUAUAACAAAAACGAAAACAAAAAAAAAAUCAUAAAAUUAUAAGCAAAAUUGAAAAAAAUACCAAUCAAAGAAUUUUAUUUAUAUAUAUCAAUAAAAAAAAAAACAAAAAUUAAAACGAAAGUGUGAAAGCAACAUUAAUAUGCAUAUGUAUAGAAGAAGAAACGCCUGAUACAGAUAUUCCCGCCCUAGUGCUAUAUCUUUAUAUCUUCUCCCCACUCCCAUUGGCUUUUGUAAAUAUUUUGCUAUUUGCAAACUUUCCUCACCACUUUUCCUGGUCUCUUCCUUAAUUUUUACCGCCCCUCCUAACCGUUUUCCUCCUUUUUUGUGUAUAUUUUGUGUUCUAUUAAAAAAAUCAUGACUGUGGUGUUUUAUUUACUAUUAUUUUUAAUUAUUUUAAACGAAAACGAAGCGAAGGAGAUGAAAGGAUGAUGAAAGGAUGAUGAAGGACCCGUCAAGUUUCUAUUAGGAGAAAUGUUUUUUUUACUUGCUGUUGUUGGUCAAAGAGCCCCAAAACACCCAUACACACACAGACACGCACACUCACUGAAGCAUACUCAACAUACAUACAUAUAUAAAGCGAUUCGAUAUGCCCAUUAUAUUAUAUAGAUCCGUUCUUGUUCGACUUCCCUGUGUCCCCUGGAUUUGUUUUGUAACCCCCCCGUAAUCCUAAGCGAAUUGUGUUUUUCUCACUAUGAUUUUUUUCUAGCCUAGCUAAGUGAAACUUUCGAAAAAUGUGUAUAAAAUAAAAGUGAAAUCAUUUUAAAAA
Messenger RNA from Drosophila subpulchrella, 2309 nucleotides. Its product is annotated as platelet glycoprotein Ib alpha chain. The transcript has 7 exons. NCBI's taxonomy places the organism in Eukaryota, Metazoa, Arthropoda, Insecta, Diptera, Drosophilidae. The record is from RefSeq and is a predicted model, not a curated record. The coding region runs from base 222 to 1250 and encodes 342 amino acids.